CUUGACGCCGCGCAGAUAUGAUGUUUGGUGGGCAGUGAGUCGUGGACAGUGUGUGGUACCAAGUCCGCGUCCACGGUGCUGCUCGGAUCCGGUUCGUUGUGUUGGAGGGACCACAUCCGUCCUCCGUGAGAGCAGACAGAGAGAGAGACGCUACCGGAGGCUGACAGCAGCCGGUGAUGUCCUCUCCUCUCCGGCUGCUAGCUAGUGUGAGCGUCAGGCGGUUAGCUGGACGGUAACGGGAGCUAACCGGAACGGCAGGUCGGGAUCAUCAUCGGACGGAGAUCCGGUGAUUAGACGAGCUCCGGGCGUCGGGGGGUGCAGCUCCCGUAGGAUUUAUCAGACACAUCAAACGUUAGCAGCAGGCUAGCAGCGCAGCGAGCCGCGGGUCCAUUAGCUCCGCUCAUUAGCUCCCGUCAGCGCCACGGCGCCGCGUCCACGUCGCGUCUCGUCGGCCGUGUACCGCUGCCAGCUGAGCUAGGCCACGUCCCCGCGGGCGGAUUUCACCCUCUCACACCGGACGGGCUGCGGAGAAGAUGCCCAGUGUGCGGAAGGAGGACGGAGAGUGACGCUCGGCGGAGAUGUGAAGACGCCUUUCUGACAUUCAUGACUGUCGGGCUGGCGUUUGAUUUCGCGAACGGUUGCCGCAUAUCCACGGCAUGUCACGUAGACGGAUGUGCGUUACACCGGGAGAAUACUGUCAGUAGGCUGCGGUAACGAGCUGAAGUAGCGUUACACUUGGUUUCAGAAAUGGUCGGGUUUGGUGCAAACCGCCGGGGAGGCCGCCUCCCGUCCUUCAUCCUCAUCUUCCUGACGGUGAUCAUCGCCAUCCUGUCGUUCAACUACUGGACGGUGUCCAACAAGCACGGCCGCUUGCUGGACGAGCUGGCGGAGGUGCAGACGCAGGUGAAGCGGACGGACGCGGCGCGGAGCCGCCUGGAGAAGCGCAACUCGGAGCUGAUCAUGCAGGUGGACACGCACAGGAAGCAGAUCGACCAGAAGGAUGGAGACUACAGCGUCCUGGAGGGCAAGCUGCAGGCCCGAGAGACGCUCAUCAAGAAGUGCACCGACGAGAAGAUGAAGCUGCAGAAUGAUGUCACAGCCCAGAUGACAGAGAUCCAGAGGCUGAAAGAGCAGCUGAAGGAGCUGAAGCAGGAGUUCAUGAAGCAGGAGGAGCAGCUGAGAGAAGUGAAGAAGAACAGCACUACCUUGGAAAGAAAGCUGGAGUAUGAAAGUUUACAGUGUGGACGACAGAUUGCACAACUCAAAGACGAGUAUGAAGAAACAAAGAAGACUCUGGAGGAAGAAGCAUCCAAGCUGAGACAGAGUGUCAUGGAUGGCCAGAAGGGCGUCGGGGCAGGUAGACAUGUGGAUGGAGCACCUGGUGUGGAGCUGGGCGGAGAGCGCCACACGGUGGCCACUCACCGACAUGACAGGCAGUCAGAUUUAAAAGAAGAGAUGGGGAAGCCUGGCAGUGACGCUGGGAUGCCUGGUAUUGAAGACAGCGAGGUGGGAAAAAUCGAUGACAUGCAGUUUGCCUUGAAGAAACCAGCCAUCACUCAGAAGCACGACGAGGCCCCUGACGCGGUUGUGGGAGCCGGUGCCGGGCCUGGACUCGGGGCAGCAGAUGGACCCGGGGGCCAGGGACUGCUGCUGGACCAGCCCAGACUCCAGCAGGACCGAGUGGACGGCCGGGCAGCAGCCAUCGCGCCUCCAGGCGUCAAACAGGCAGACAAACCGGUGGUGUUUGAGGAGGACAACAAGGCAGGUAUCAAGGCGGACGAGCUGGGAGAGCAGCAGAGGCAGCUCCGAGUUCCCGAUAACGUUAAAGGUGACGGCGACCUCCUGAAGAGGAUUCCUCUGCCGCCCAACCCUGCCCAGGUGCCCAAUCCCAUCCAGCCUCACCGCGCCAAAGACCCAGCAGAACCAGUGCACCACCGCCAAAGCCGGUUCUUUGAUGAGAACGAGUCCCCAGUAGAUCCGCAACACGGCUCUAAGCUGGCGGACUACAAUGGGGACGAUGGGAACGUGGGUGAGUAUGAGGCCGACAAGCAGGCCGAGCUGGCCUACAAUGAGGAAGAGGAUGGUGAUGGUGGGGAGGAAGACGUUCAAGACGACGACGACCGGGACAUGCAGGGCGAUCGGGCUGUGGAUUACGGGAAGAGACACCAGGCCAAUGACAUUCUCUGAAUGGGAACUCGUAACUGAUUAAAAACACUCAGACCUUCCUCUACGAUCCAAGUCUUUCUUUGACAGAAUAGUUUGAACCAUCAGAACUUGUAGGCGCGUCCUCAGUGUCACGGACUGUUCUGAGAAGAGACACUGCAACUAAUAAAUUAAUUCUGAAUAAUGUAACAUAAUCGAAGAAACAAACAUCCUGUUUUCUGAGCUGCUGUUGGUUUGCUGAUGGUUGUAGGAGAUGACAGUAGAGCUGAUGUACUGUACACUGACUGUUGGGUUUUGUCUUUUGAUAACUGCCUCGGUUCGUACCGGGCCGGCCCAGAGGAGGCCUGUCCACUCACAUGGGAACUGUUUGUUUGUUUGUUUGUUUGUUUGUUUUUGCUACUUUUCUGUUCACUUUGGUGUUGCUUGAUAUAAACGGACUCUUGGCCUGGGAUGUGGACCAGAGACCAACGCGGCGUUCUGCCUUUCUAACAUCAUUCUGGGACUCUUACUGGAACUGGGUUUUUGGUUGACAGGAGCGGGAACACAUGACAAAUGCCAAGGACUCUGCUCACGGCCUAUUAAAUACCUUCUUUUCUUUGUGACAGACAAAGUGCUCCUCAUUCAGUUUGUUUUUUACAUGAUGCCAUUGCAUGCAUUUGAAACUUUUUAUUAAUCGAAUUCAGCAGAAUACUGAUGCUUAAGCAAUACUUAGAGCAACGUUAGGAUCCUCCACGGUGGGAUGGACACGCGUGGAGCUGACAGACUGUACACAUGCUUCCAUUAAUGAGCUCUCCUGUACAUACUGUAGUUGGACCAUUUGUACGAGGACACCUGCCUCCUCACCUUUAGGGAAAUCUGUGAACAUGAAACCAGUUCUGUUUGUGCAACCAGGAAAAUUGAUUUCUCAUGGAAAGGCACAUUGAAUGUAAUUUAAUUUUAUUAAAGGUGAUGCUUCGUGUCA
Messenger RNA from Stegastes partitus (bicolor damselfish), 3124 nucleotides. RefSeq names its product golgi membrane protein 2 (gene golm2). The transcript is spliced from 10 exons. The coding region runs from base 748 to 2187 and encodes 479 amino acids. The record is from RefSeq and is a predicted model, not a curated record. NCBI's taxonomy places the organism in Eukaryota, Metazoa, Chordata, Actinopteri, Pomacentridae.